Molecule: messenger RNA, 1872 nt
Organism: Rhinichthys klamathensis goyatoka
Lineage: Eukaryota; Metazoa; Chordata; Actinopteri; Cypriniformes; Leuciscidae
Gene: septin7a
Product: septin 7a
Exons: 14
Coding region: 85-1416 (443 amino acids)
Biological process (GO): cytoskeleton-dependent cytokinesis; cilium assembly
Cellular component (GO): microtubule cytoskeleton; cell division site; septin ring
Molecular function (GO): GTP binding; GTPase activity; molecular adaptor activity
Source: RefSeq, a predicted model, not a curated record
CCACCGUAGUCGCAAGGGAGAUUACGCAAGAAAUGUGACGUACGCUUGUCGCGCGUGGGCUGGACCGUGAGUUGGAGAAAGGGAAUGUCGGUCGGUGAGAGAUCGGUUACAGAGGCGGCCGGGAGCGUCAACAGAAUGGGUGAGAAUUUAAACCUUGAGGGGUACGUGGGAUUCGCAAAUCUCCCCAACCAAGUGUACAGAAAGUCUGUGAAAAGGGGCUUUGAGUUCACUCUCAUGGUCGUCGGAGAAUCAGGUUUGGGAAAGUCUACACUCAUCAACUCCCUGUUCCUGACAGACUUGUAUUCACCAGAGUAUCCCGGACCCUCUCACAGAAUCAAGAAAACUGUUCAGGUGGAGCAGUCCAAGGUGCUGAUAAAAGAGGGUGGAGUUCAACUGCUGCUCACCAUCGUGGACACGCCAGGCUUCGGAGAUGCCGUUGAUAACAGUAACUGCUGGCAGCCUGUCACCGACCACAUUGACAGCAAAUUUGAGGAUUACCUCAACUCGGAGUCACGCGUCAAUAGACGCCAGAUGCCCGACAGCCGAGUGCACUGCUGUCUGUACUUCAUCGCUCCCUCUGGUCAUGGACUGAAACCACUGGAUAUUGAGUUCAUGAAACGGUUACAUGAAAAAGUGAACAUCAUCCCGCUCAUCGCAAAAGCAGACACACUGACUCCAGAGGAGUGCCAACAGUUCAAGAAGCAGAUAAUGAGAGAGAUCCAGGAACAUAAGAUCAAAAUCUAUGAGUUUCCAGAGACUGAUGAUGAGGAGGAGAGCAAGCUGGUGAAGAAGAUUAAGGACCGUCUGCCCCUGGCUGUGGUCGGCAGUAACACCAUCAUUGAGGUUAAUGGGAAGCGUGUACGAGGGAGGCAGUACCCCUGGGGCGUGGCAGAAGUUGAGAAUGGGGAGCACUGUGACUUCACAAUCCUACGAAACAUGCUCAUCAGAACUCACAUGCAGGAUCUGAAGGACGUGACCAACAAUGUCCAUUAUGAGAACUAUCGCAGUAGGAAGCUGGCGGCUGUUACUUACAACGGCAUAGACAACAACAAGAACAAAGGCCAACUCACAAAAUCUGACUCAGUUGAAGGCAUUAGGAGCCCCCUGGCACAGAUGGAGGAGGAGAGGAGAGAUCAUGUGACAAAGAUGAAGAAGAUGGAAAUGGAGAUGGAGCAGGUGUUUGAGAUGAAGGUCAAGGAGAAGAUCCAGAAACUCAGAGACUCUGAGGCAGAGCUGCAGCGGCGUCAUGAACAGAUGAAGAAGAACCUGGAGGCCCAACACAAGGAGCUGGAGGAGAAGAGACGUCAGUUGGAGGAGGAGAAGGGCAACUGGGAGGCCCAACAACGCAUGCUGGAGCAGCAGAAACUGGACGCUUCCAGGACCUUGGAAAAGAACAAAAAGAAAAAGAUAUUUUAAACCACUUGGACCAUCACCACAUUCUAGUUGCCAAUUAUACCAGCCUGGACCCUCAGUCAGUCUGUCGACCAAAAUCCUACAUUUAUAUAAAGCCCCAUGUUUAGUUUUUUUGUGGGGACAGUGUGCCUCUGCACUCCCCGCUGACCUGGAAACAUUUAACACUGUCCACACAUUAUGCUCUUUUUACGCAUCGGUUCAUUUGCCAGACCUCACAGAAACUGAGAGCGCAGAAGCGCACUUAAUCUAUAAUACAUAAAAACUUCUCAGAGAUAUGCAAUAUUGUACGAAACAUUGUUUUGAAUUUGUAAUACGUCAAAUUUCCCUCUUGCAUCAUGUGUUUGUUUAGUGUUUUUAGAUCCAGAGGUCACUUCCUCCUCUCCAACUGCAUAUUGAUUGGUCACUUCAAUAAAACCUAAAGGCUGAAUCUUACCUCAGGCAUUUCUGUCCUUUAAACAA